Molecule: messenger RNA, 225 nt
Organism: Trichomonas vaginalis G3
Lineage: Eukaryota; Parabasalia; Trichomonadida; Trichomonadidae
Exons: 1
Source: RefSeq, a predicted model, not a curated record
UCUCGUGAAAACAUUGUUAUAAAAUCCAGUAUAAGUGAAUUUGCUGAAGAAUCUAUAUUAUGUCUUUCAAACUACAUGUAUUCGCCGCCGAAGCAUUAUAGUAUAACAAACUUUGUCAGUAAGUUUAACAUAAGACUUGUCGAACCUUCUUCAAUGAAAGAUGUUGUGCUACCAAAAGACGGAAAGGAUGGACUCAUUAUUGAGAUGAUUUUAAUAGCAUAUUAA